Messenger RNA from Diceros bicornis minor, 2289 nucleotides. It is a transcript of the gene RFT1, whose product is annotated as RFT1 homolog. Bases 390 to 2030 code for a protein of 546 amino acids. The transcript is spliced from 13 exons. NCBI's taxonomy places the organism in Eukaryota, Metazoa, Chordata, Mammalia, Perissodactyla, Rhinocerotidae. Gene Ontology annotation, cellular component: endoplasmic reticulum membrane. Gene Ontology annotation, biological process: dolichol-linked oligosaccharide biosynthetic process; glycolipid translocation. The record is from RefSeq and is a predicted model, not a curated record.
GUAGGAGAGGGUUAGAUCAUGUGGCAGGGGUGCCUUUGGUGCUCUAGAGUCUGAUAUUUUUAAGGCAAGGGAUUCUUUUUCUUCAUAUCCCACCCCGGACCCUCAAACACCUUCUUCAAACUCGCUGACUGCCAUUGAGUUCAGAGAGACAAUAUGGCAUAUCUAAGAACUGGGACCUGGGCUAGGCAGGCCUGGAUUGAAAUCCUGGUUCUACCGUGUGCUUGCUGCAUGACCCAGAACAAACGACUUCACCUGCUAAGCUCAGCUCCUCAUCGGGAAAAUGGGGAUAAUAAUAGUACCUAGUUCUUAAGGUAGCUAUGAGGCUUGACUGGGGUCAUUCAGAUAAUUGCACUUAACACAGUACCUGGCUCUUACUAUGCACUUAGUAAAUGUUGGCUGCAUCUUCUGACUAUAUAACCUUGGACAAGUCACUUCCUCUUCUUGCCUUAAUAGUCGUCAUCUUUCAGGUGUUGUUUCGAUUGAUCACCUUUGUCUUGAAUGCAUUUAUUCUUCGCUUCCUGUCAAAGGAAAUUGUUGGCAUAGUGAAUGUAAGGCUAACACUGCUUUACUCGACCACCGUCUUCCUGGCCAGAGAGGCCUUCCGUAGAGCAUGUCUGAGUGGGGGCACCCAGCGAGACUGGCGCCAGACCCUCAACCUCCUGUGGCUAACAGUCCCCCUGGGUGUGUUUUGGUCCUUGUUCCUGGGCUGGAUCUGGUUACAGUUGCUUGAAGUGCCUGAUCCUAAUGUCAUUCCGCACUAUGGAACUGGAGUGGUAGUGUUUGCUCUCUCGGUCGUGGUGGAACUUCUAGGAGAACCCUUCUGGGUCUUGGCACAAGCACAUAUGUUUGUCAAGCUCAAGGUGAUUGCUGAGAGCCUGUCGGUAAUCCUCAAGAGUGUCCUGACAGCUUGUCUCGUGCUAUGGUUGCCUCACUGGGGACUGCACAUUUUCUCUUUGGCCCAGCUUUUCUAUACUACAGUUCUGGUGCUCUGCUAUGUUAUUUAUUUCACAAAGUUACUGGGCUCUCCAGAAUCAACCAAGCAACAAACUCUUCCUGUCUCCAGAAUGACCGAUUUGUUACCCAAUGUUAUGAGAAGUAGAGCUUUUGUAAAUUGGACAGAGGCCAAAUUGACUUGGAGUUUUUUCAAACAGUCUUUCUUGAAACAGAUUUUGACUGAAGGCGAGCGAUAUGUGAUGACAUUUUUGAACGUGUUAAAUUUUGGCGAUCAGGGUGUAUAUGAUAUAGUGAAUAAUCUUGGCUCCCUUGUGGCCAGGUUAAUUUUCCAGCCGAUAGAGGAAAGUUUUUAUAUAUUCUUUGCUAAGGUGCUGGAGAGAGGAAAGGAUGCCACACUUCAGAAGCAGGAGGACAUUGCUGUGGCUGCCGCGGUUUUGGAGUCCCUGCUCAAGCUGGCCCUGCUGGCCGGCCUGACCAUCACUGUUUUUGGCUUUGCCUAUUCGCAGCUGGCUUUGGAUAUCUACGGAGGGACCAUGCUUAGCUCGGGAUCAGGUCCUGUUUUGUUGCGUUCCUAUUGUCUCUACGUCCUCCUGCUUGCCAUCAAUGGAGUGACGGAGUGUUUCACAUUUGCUGCCAUGAGCAAAGAGGAGGUCGACAGGUACAAUUGCACAAUGCUGGCCCUGUCAUCCUCAUUCCUGGUGUUAUCCUAUCUCCUGACCCGUUGGUGCGGCAGCGUGGGCUUCAUCUUGGCCAACUGCUUUAACAUGGCCGUUCGGAUCACACAGAGCUUUCGCUUCAUCCACCGCUACUACCGAAAGAGCCCCUACAGGCCCCUGGCUGGCCUGUACCUGUCACCGGUCCUCCUCGGGGUGUUUGCCCUCAGUGGUGGGAUCACUGGUGUUUCAGAGGUGUUCCUCUGCUGUGAUCAGGGCUGGCCAGCCAGGCUGGCGCAUGUUGCUGUGGGCACCUUCUGUUUGGGAGCUACUCUCGGGACAACGUUCCUCACAGAGACCAAGCUGAUCCACUUUCUUAGGACUCAGUUAGGUGUGUCCAGACUCGCUGACAAAAUGACGUGACCUCAGGGAUGCACUGACACCGGUGGCACCUGGACCAGCUGUGGGGCGGUUUUGUGGGUGGAACACCUUUUCCAUGCAGAAGAGCCCUGCUGGGGGUCUGCAGUGGAGUGAGACCAACCUAAGCAGGUGAGACAGUGGAGAAAAUCAACAGACCAAAUACUUACUGUCCAGUUGAAGUCUGAAACAGGAAGGAAAAGUUCCAUUUUUAAAGGAAGGCCUACAAGCUCUUUUAAAAUAGAUACAAUUAUUUUUUUCACCA